AUGAAAGUCCCUUUAAUCCCAGAAGCACUGCUUGAACCAGUAGUGGCCGAAGAGCCUGCAGCCGAAGAGCCUGCAGCCAAACCGCUUGACGAGAGUUGCUUCUACAUUCAGGUCUCCGCAAAGCACUUGAUAUUUGCGUCCUCGGUGUUCAAAAGGAUACUCACCGGUGGUUGGAAGGAAAGCAUUACUUAUCUGCAAAAAGGCUCAGUCGAAGUUACCGCAGAGAGCUGGGAUAUCGAAGCGCUCUUGAUUCUACUUCGUGCUAUUCAUGGUAAAUACUACGAGAUACCGCGAAAGCUGACCCUUGAGAUGCUCGCCAAAGUUGCUGUCAUAGCAGAUUACUAUGAAUGCAAUGAAGCUCUGUACAUCAUGAAAGACAUCUGGAUCAACAACCUGGAGGAAAACAUUCCCGCAACAUAUUCUCGGGAUUUGGUUUUGUGGUUGUGGGUGUCCUGGUUUUUCCAGCUCCCUUCCCAAUUCGAAGCAACAACAUCGACCGUCAUGUCAUUGAGUGAGAAUGUGAUUCAUGCUUGGGGGCUUCCAAUCUCUGACAAGGUCAUCGGAUUGAUGAACAAGCGAAGAGAGGAAGCCAUCAACAACUUGGUUAUCCUCCUUCAUCAAACACGCGAAGCCUUCAUUAGCCGCAGUCGAGGCUGUAACUUCGAAUGCAGCUCAAUGAUGUAUGGAGCUCUUACGAUACAAAUGCAGUCAAGUGAUCUUCUUUCGCCGAAGCCUGAAGCUCCUUUUCCAAAUUUGAACUACAAAUAUCUCACGCAGAAUGUGUUGUCGUUCACAUCACCCCGAUGGUCUGUGCCCCCCAUAGAGCAUUUUAGAGGUUAUGCAACGACUUACACCCACGAAUGUUCCAACUCUUCCUUCACAUCCCUGUUCGCGGACUUGAAGGAUUAUAUUGGAGGUUUGGAAUUGAACAGCAUUGAUUCCUUCUAG
Molecule: messenger RNA, 948 nt
Organism: Penicillium expansum
Lineage: Eukaryota; Fungi; Ascomycota; Eurotiomycetes; Eurotiales; Aspergillaceae
Exons: 2
Coding region: 1-948 (315 amino acids)
Source: RefSeq, a predicted model, not a curated record